Molecule: messenger RNA, 870 nt
Organism: Trichoderma harzianum CBS 226.95
Lineage: Eukaryota; Fungi; Ascomycota; Sordariomycetes; Hypocreales; Hypocreaceae
Exons: 1
Coding region: 41-703 (220 amino acids)
Source: RefSeq, a predicted model, not a curated record
CCAUGCGCGCCAAACUCCGUUUCCAAGUCUGUUAGGUAAAAUGAAAACAUGUUUUUCUUCGGAUUCAGCCAUUUUGGUCUCUGUUACGGAAUCCAUGGUCCAAAUCUUUGGCGUUACUACGGGCGCCUGUUUGCAGGAAUUUGCCCUAGAGGGCAAUGAGCAUCUACGACUACUGUCGUUUGAUCCGACCAAUGGCCGAAUUCUCACUACUAAAUCUGUCUUCUAUAAAACUGCCUCAUGGGAACAGUGGCAGACGUCUCCACGACUUGGCUACUCCUACGACCAUCGUGUGGACAAUGCCUUGGUUAACAGUGGCAUAUGGAUUCUAUUGGACGGGAAAAAGAGCUGCUAUGUGCCAAGUAACUUUAGGCCCGGCUUAAUAACCUGGCCUGGCAACACUACCAAUGUGGCCAUGACUGAUUCUCUAUUGGCAAUUCUGAACGAAUUGAGAGAUGUGGUUAUCAUCAAGUUUCCCACUCGGCGUGAGGUACGACAACAAGUAACUGGGACUUUUGACGUUGCCCUAACGCUUCGAGGUAUCGCUGGUAAUGUCGAUGGCUCUUAUUCGGUUGCUCACACCCUAUCAACGAGUAAUUCUGACUUGAGCAACGCUAAAAGAAAGAGAAGAGAAUCUGAUGAACCUGACGUUGGGAGUCAAGCGAAGACUUUAGGGGGCCGGAGAAGUUUUUGGUCAGUGAUUUAGUCACUGCUUUUGGCCCGAUAAUGAUUUUCCAGGGAAGAAGUGCUUGAGCCAUGACUAAGGGGGAAAGGAACAAUGCGAUAUUUAGUAACGUUGGAGUAGGGGGUUGCAAGAGCGAAAAGGAUAAGGAUUCUUCCAAAGAAUACUGUUCUACGUAGCGAGUAGAUGCA